AUGAAAACCAAAUUCCCAGAGAGACCACCGGAGCUAAAGAUGAACCCAAAUCAAAGUAUAAGCCAAAGGGUGGAUGUUCCCAAUAUUUCAAUAAAUUUGCCAAAAAUCACCUUGGCAAAAUUUGACGGCGAUUAUCAGAAGUGGCCUUCGUUCUAUGAUCUUUUUAAAUCUUUGGUCCAUAAUAAUGAGAUGAUUCCAGCGGUUCAGAAAUUACAGUACCUCAAAUUGCACCUUUCCGGUGAACUAGAGCAUUUGUUGAGAGCCUUUCAAGUCACAGAAGAUAAUUAUGUUCAACAUGUUGAGGGAAAUUGUGACAACAAGCGAGUAUUAGUUAAUACUCAACUUAAAUUGCUACUCAAUCAAAGUUUUGCAUUAAAGAAUCUACAAAUAGAUGUGGAGGGCUGGGAUCCUAUAAUAGUUUAUCUCAUCGUGCAAAAGCUGCCAACCGAGACACAUCAGCUAUGGGAACAGAGCGUCAGCGCGGAAAAUCAAUUACCAACUUGGCGACAAUUGAAAAGUUUCCUUGAAACUCGAUUUCGCACAUUGGAGGCUAUAUCAACGAGGCGAUCUUCAUCACAUAGACCUCCACAAAACGAAGCUAGUAAGUACAGGAAUAGUUGCGCUUUGCAUGCUGCUACGAAUGCAACGGCGAAGAGUAACCCACCUUGCCCUAUUUGUCGGAGCCCACACAAGUUGAAACAAUGCAAAAGAUUUUUGGGAUUAAGACAAAACAAAAGAUUGGAAGUUGUUAAAGGUAGGGGAUUGUCUAUAAACUGUCUUAAUUCUGGACAUAUGAUGACCACUUGCUCUAAUCAACAGAGUUGUUUUAAAUGUCAUCAACAUCAUACCCUGCAUAGGGACAACGAAGAAAUUUGGGAUCGAGGCCUAUUACGGCGACAGCAGCAGACCGCAGUCGCAUCACAAGUACGUGCGCACUACGUCUCACAUGAUCCGUCACCUCCAACCACGGCGGGUGAAAUUUCGACAUCGGCGCCAGCAUUCGUACCCGGCAGCAACAGCCAUGUUCACACUUGCGACACAUCGGAUGCACACACACAACAGGUUCUACUGGCCCCUGCGUGCAUUAAAAUAGUAUGUCCAGCAACGGGACGUUAUCAGAGGGCGAGAGCUCUAAUCGAUCCUGGUUCGCAGAGUUCUUUCAUCACCGAAUCAGCGGUUCAGAAUUUGAAAUUACGAAAAAACAGGACAAUAACAAAUAUACACGGUGUAUCAGAAAGCAACAUCGGCCAAUCAUUAUCAAAAGUGGAUGUCAUCAUACGAGAUCUACGCGAUUCCAAGCAGGUGCGCACUUCGGCAUUGGUUCUCAAGAAACUGACCAACUUGCUACCAGAGCGUAAUAUUCAAACCAAGGAGUGGUCACACAUAGACGGAUUGAUCCUAGCUGAUCCAAGUUAUUUUGCAAUGGGAAAAAUAGAUGUACUCAUCGGAGCAGACAUUUUCGGCCAAAUUAUUUUGGAGGGACUAAGAAAGGGACCCCCUGGUGCACCAAUUGCUCAAAAAACUAUUUUUGGAUGGAUCAUAACGGACAAUGUCGAUAAACAAAGUGUCAACACGACAUCAAUAGAGAAGUUCCACAUCCAAUCCCAUUUAGAUGAUAGUAUCAGAAGGUUCUGGGAGUUAGAAGAAGUACCGGAACAAAUAAUAUUUACAGAAGAGGAAUUAUUGUGUGAAAAUCAUUUUUCUGAAACAUUUCGUAGACUUGAGGAUGGACGCUAUCAGGUUGAGUUACCUCUUAUACCAGAUGAGCGUCCCAUAUCACUUGGAAGUUCAAGACACAUUGCGAUUGCCAGGCUUUUCGGCAUGGAGAAGCAAUUUUCAAAAAAUGAGGUAUUGAAAGGCAACUACAACAAGUGCAUAGCUGAAUAUUUAGAGAUGAACCAUAUGGAGCAAGUGAAUUCAAUGGAAUUAAAAAAUCAACGACAACAAAUCAUCUCGAAUUAUUUGCCACAUCACGGCGUCAUAAAGGAAAGUAGCUCAACUACAAAACUACGAGUGGUUUUUGAUGCAUCACGGCCAACUUCAAAUGGUUCAUUAUUAAAUGACAAAACAUUAAAGGGCCCGGUCAUACAAGAUGAUUUAUCUACUCUUUUAUUACGUUUUCGAAAAUAUAAAAUUGCAUUUACAGCAGAUUUGGAGAAGAUGUAUAGGCAAAUCCGAAUCGCACCGCAACAUGCCGAUUAUCAAAGAGUAGUCUGGAGAGAUUCUCCGAGUCAAUCAAUUCGGGACUAUAAAUUAACUACAGUAACAUUUGGUACAAAAUCAGCACCGUUUCUAGCAACACGAGUAUUAAAACAGUUGGCGAUAGAUGAAAAGAUAAACUAUCCUAUUGCAUCAAGAAUAACGUUGGAUUCAUUUUAUGUGGAUGAUCUCCUGUCGGGUGCGGAUUCUAUCGAAAAGGCAUUGGAAAUGCAAAAACAAUAA
This is a messenger RNA of Condylostylus longicornis, 2442 nucleotides long. RefSeq lists its product as uncharacterized. The record is from RefSeq and is a predicted model, not a curated record. Bases 1 to 2442 code for a protein of 813 amino acids. NCBI's taxonomy places the organism in Eukaryota, Metazoa, Arthropoda, Insecta, Diptera, Dolichopodidae. The transcript has 2 exons.